This is a messenger RNA of Ruditapes philippinarum (Manila clam), 555 nucleotides long. RefSeq names its product L-rhamnonate dehydratase-like. The record is from RefSeq and is a predicted model, not a curated record. The transcript is spliced from 3 exons. Gene Ontology annotation, molecular function: magnesium ion binding; hydro-lyase activity. The coding region runs from base 1 to 555 and encodes 184 amino acids. Gene Ontology annotation, biological process: carbohydrate catabolic process. Lineage: Eukaryota; Metazoa; Mollusca; Bivalvia; Venerida; Veneridae.
AUGGUUCAGAACUGUUUAGCGGAGAUGAUGUGUACGCGGCCGGAUAGCUACGUCGAUAGAGCCAUGUUACAGUAUUCUGAGGAUCCCGGUGUUAGAGUACAUAUAAAGGCCCAGGAAGGAGACCAAGGAGCCGACUGUCAUGACGUCAGCGACGAACACUGGAUCAAUUGUUACAUAGCGUUGACUGUCCUGUAUGCUACACGUCUUGCUAACGAGCUUGAGCCGUACGGUUUGAAAUGGAUGGAAGAAUUCCUGCCACCGGAUGUUUACGAGGGCUAUGCUCAAGUAGGUGGAAAUCUUCGUGGGUCAAAGGUUUUGUUGACUACGGGAGAACAUGAAUACAAUCGUUAUGGUUUUGAUCGACUUAUACAUUCUAGAUGCGUUGAUAUUCUGCAACCAGAUAUCACGUGGUUAGGCGGAAUUACGGAAGCAAGGCGAGUGGUUUCUAUGGCAGCUGCUCAUGAUACAAUGAUUAAACCUCGCGACUCAAGCGUCUAUUCUUACCAUCUUCAGUAUGCUUUACCAACUGCGCAGUGGCCGAAUAUAUCAACCUAA